Molecule: messenger RNA, 969 nt
Organism: Lachancea fermentati
Lineage: Eukaryota; Fungi; Ascomycota; Saccharomycetes; Saccharomycetales; Saccharomycetaceae
Source: the annotation of a GenBank genome assembly
AUGAUAGACACAACUCCCAAGAAAAGUGGAAGCAAGGAUAUUGGUGAUCGUCUGGAUUUGAGUCCGACAUCGCCUCAAACUCCAUCUCCACCAAAUAGUAAGAACAGGCGGUCAUCUACCACGUUAAGCUUUCUACCCUCGCCUUCGCAACAUGGAAACCGUCAUGGUACAGGAAUAGUCAUUCCUAAUUCACCAAGCGUGAAGUCGCGCUUACUUCCGCCAACUACACCUAAAUCGAAGCACACGGAACUGUUUCUCUCACCGUCACCUAAGCUUAAAUCACCAGGUGUGUACAAGGAUAGUGAGAAGCCCAUACGGGAAAUUUCAAACAAUUUGAAAACAAGACUGAAUUAUGCAUUUGUCAAAUUACAGAACGGGUGGGUUGACAAAACUUUACCUGAGCUGGAGUCUGAACUGAGCAGCAAGCAGGGCAAACAGAGUCCCCAGAGGAACGAUCGCUUGCGAAGGCAAGCAGAGAGUGGAAAUGAGGAAGACAAAGACAUCGUAGCAACCAAACGAACGUCUACAUAUAGCAAUCAAUUCGUGGAUCUCCAAGAAGUGGAUAGUAAUUCGGCACAUGCGGCAUUUCUGAAUGCAUUAGCAAGCCCCAAGAAGAAGCAGAGAUCAAUGUCAUCCACAUCUAUAGGAUGGAGUAAGAGUCCUCAAAAGUUGCCCCCUAUCACAACUUCAGGAAACCAACCUUCGGAAGUAGAGGCAAUCGAAACGCUCAUGUCUUUAUCAUCCCCAAAGAAACAGUCACAUAGUGGUAGCAUUGAGUUGUCAUUACCGACCCAACCAUCACUGGGGAAACAACCAGACCAACCUCGUCUCGACUUAUCCUCGAGGUCGUCCUCCACAUCUUCUCUUCAAAAUACAUUAGCAAAACCCUUUCUCCUUAAGAACGAUAAUCAAGUUCUUUUAGAUGUUGAGACGGACAUAGAGGAGCAGGAUGAUGAUAAUGAUGACUAA